UCUCGACCAGGGAGGUGCAGAAAACCUGAAAAAGAAUGUAUUUCUAAACCUGUUCUUCUUUUAUGUUUAUGGAAGGUGGGCUGGGUGCACUGACGGGUCCUGGCUUGGCCAGCCUACUUGGAAGCGGGGGACCCCCGACCAGCAGUUCAUCAUCCAGCUCUCGCAGCCAGUCAGCUGCUGUGACACCAUCUUCCACAACCUCUUCUACCCGUGUAACGCCUGCCCCGGCCGUUCCUGCAGCUGCAUCUGUGACCAGCCCGAGCCCUGUGCCGAGUUCGGGUAACGGAACCAGCUCAGCCACGAGCCCAACCCAGCCCAUCCAACUGAGUGACCUCCAGAACAUUCUAGCUACUAUGACCGUGCCAUCUGGAGCAGGAGGACAGCAAGUUGACCUGGCAACUGUUCUGACUCCCGAGAUAAUGGCUCCCAUUCUGGCCAAUGCUGAAGUUCAGGAGCGGUUGAUGCCUUACCUUCCCUCAGGGGAAUCUCUGCCACAAACUGCAGAAGAGAUUCAGAACACCCUGACGUCUCCUCAGUUCCAGCAGGCAUUGAGCAUGUUCAGUGCUGCCUUAGCUUCAGGACAGCUUGGCCCGCUAAUGAGUCAGUUUGGCUUACCUGCAGAGGCCAUAGAUGCAGCAAAUAAAGGAGAUGUAGAAGCAUUUGCCAAAGCAAUGCAGAACAGUGUGAAGUCAGACCAAAAGGAAGGAGACUCUAAGGACAAGAAAGAUGAAGAGGAAGAUAUGAGUUUAGAUUAAAUUAUUUGCUCUUCCUUACAGAUACGCUAGAUACUAACUUAAGCAACUGCAGUAGGAUUACUAACUUCAUAUUAUGCUUAUAUAAAUCUACAAAUAAAGGAAUUUUCUUUAUCUGCCA
Meleagris gallopavo (turkey) is the source of this 873-nucleotide messenger RNA. It is a transcript of the gene ADRM1, whose product is annotated as ADRM1 26S proteasome ubiquitin receptor. Gene Ontology annotation, cellular component: proteasome regulatory particle, lid subcomplex; nucleus; cytoplasm. Lineage: Eukaryota; Metazoa; Chordata; Aves; Galliformes; Phasianidae. Gene Ontology annotation, molecular function: endopeptidase activator activity; proteasome binding. The record is from RefSeq and is a predicted model, not a curated record.